UGCUACACAGUUAUCAUGAGCUGUAUGACUCCGCCCACAUGUCCCCAUCCUCCGGGGACGAACGCCACAAGUCACUCUGUAGACGGGAGGAUCACUAUCCAUGGAUGAGGACUGGAAUAUACUGUGUGUGGAUGAUUAACCAGUUUUGACGAGGGAAAUUGAUCUAGAGCCCCAACGAACUGCUCAACAAUAACUGAAACCUGUGGACGUCCUCCAGUGAACAGUGGCUAUGGUUGAUCCUCUGAGGGAGGCAGGUGCUCCGAGACUGAAAGCCAAAAUGCAGUUGCAGAAGUCAGGAAAACUGUCUUCUUUCGUGGAAAGUCUGGGCUCCAACUCAUGGAUGUUUUAAAUUAGAGAAACCUUCAGGAGACUGUUGGCGCCAUGCCUUACCACGAUGAGGAGUACCCAGGCCAGCCUCUCUGGCAGUCUGUGCUGCUCUUCUGCUGCAAGGGUAUGAUCGAGGGCAUCAUGGUCAUCCUCUUCUUCUGGCUCCUGGUGCAGGUCCUCUUCACUAAACAGUUAGAAGUUCAUCUCCAGGUUCUUCUUCUGGUUGGGUUGAUCACCUUUUGUCUGUGCUUGUUCCUGGGAUGUAUUCUGUGUUGGAGAAGGAAUAACAUUUGUCCCGCGAAAGAUAAAGGCCCUUCGACCUCAGCACAAGGUCCUGCUGACCCCGUGACCUACGCCCAGAGCCCAGCUCCCUCAGCAGCAACGACAGCAACCUCCCGGCAGCAGUAUGAGGAAGUAGACAGCGAUAUGCUGGAGUAUCCCUCCACGUUCACCAGCCCUGCCCCCUCCGAGGGGGAAUUUACAUCUCUGCCAUUUUCUACUCAAACUCAAACGUCCUCCGAACAGAAGGAGUCUUAUUUUUCCCUGCGUCGCCUCAGCACUCCGCUUCUAACGUCACCUCUUUAUAAACCCAUAGACCACGACCAGGCUUCCUUGCCUGCAUUUUCCAAACUGGGACUGUUGUCCAAAACAUGCAAGGCCCUACAGAGACGGUGCUCACUGGCCCCGACUGGGGGUAGUGCAUCGUACAAUGAGCACAGUAGGCUCACCGGUGCCAGAGCUGCAUCCUGUUCCACGAAUGAAGGACCAAUCCCAUUGGCUCCACUGAGCUAUGGCACCAGUGCAAGCUGCAUGAAGCCACUAUCACCUAAACCUCGCUUGCAUUUCACCAUGGCCUUCUCUGCAGAGCAGCAAACCUUGGCAGUCACUGUCCUCAACCUCACUGAGAUGCCUCACAGACUGGAGGAUGUAUCCGUGAUGGGCAGCCUGCCACCUCUCUACCCCUGUCCUAUACAAGCCACUGUCCAGCACAGCUGCUGUCAAGAGGCCCAAAGCCUGGUGUUGCUUUGGAAGGUCAGCUCUGUGAUGGAGCUCCAAAGGUGUGCACUGAGAAUAGUCGUGUACGCGCGGGAAUCAGAGAGCAUAAGAGGCGCCGCUCUGGGCGAACUGGAGAUCGAAUGCGGGGGAAGAGACUGGAGACCAGAGAAUCCAUUUCACUUCACAAAAGAGCUCCGAUUGAACAAAUGGGAAACUAAAAAGGAUCUGAUCUUCCAGGAUUCCCCGGCGAGUAAGGGGCUUAGCUGUCCUCCACAGAUCUUCAUUAUGCUUCAGUAUCAGACUCUGCCACACCGGGUCAAAGCCACGGUCCUCAGAACCGACAACCUAGACAAUCUCGUUCCCACGCCAGGAGCUGCAGAAUACCAGGUGGUGAUCAAUCUGCACCAUGGGGGAGUUUUGAUCAGCAGCAGAGAAACUAAAGGAAGACUGUGCACCGUGUGGAACACUUCAUUUCUGUUUGACCUGCCUCCAGGAGACAUCAGCCAGCUGCCACUCAUGCUUGAGUUCAUAAUCAUGCAGAGCCCGACCCUCUCUGAAGCUAAAGUUGUUGGUCGAGUCCUGAUCGGAGAGGGGGCUGCCGACGCAGGACGUGCCCACUGGAGGGACAUGUGCGGCCUCCAGGUGGAGCAGGCACGCUGGCACACCAUUCAACCAGAACCACUGUAGAGCUCAGACAUGCAGUGGACAAAGCGUACUGUUGGGGGGGUGAAAAAAGGAGCAGACGGAGCUGACGUUUAUGGGACGACGGUUUUUAAUGACACUGCAUUUACAAUUUCAAACGGACGAAUCUCUGAGCAUUCAAACACUCAUGGCCUUACUACUACAUAUGAGUGACUAAAUUCUUAUAUGCGAAGCGUGCAAAAUGAUGUUUGGGGCAACAAAAUGUGAGUUCAGAGUUAAUGGGUUUAACGUUGAGCAGUUCUAAAUGAAGAGUAAGACUUUCUAAAUGGAUUUAAUACAGUUUUGGAGAACUUCUCUGUAUCGUCUUCCAACUACUUGGUCUCUAUUUCACUUAAAAAAAGGAAAAAACACAGAGGUAGCCUAAGUUAUUUGUGAUACGUAUCUAGAAUUGUUGAACAUUUCAUCAAGCAUUCAGUUCUGGUAACCACAUUACUGAGUAACACGUUAUACGGAUGCACUUUACAUACCCUCGUGUGUAUUUGUAAAGACGCAGUGUUUUGAAGAUAAAUACUUUUCAAUCAAUGAUGUCAAUGAUGUGAGAAACCAUGUCAUAUAAAUAAAACACAAUUUUGCCUGAGGUAGCUUAGGGGUAAUUAUUACAAUUUGAGGUAUAAAUGUUAAUUUUGUUUUACUUUUUUCAUACACAAUGAUUUCUUGUUAGACUGACGUACAAACACAUCACCAGCAGUUUUAGCUACAAGGUCAGAGAAUUAGUCCUAAGAAUGAAUAGGCUGUGAAGUAGUAAGCACGCUGCAGACCGUUACAGCUCCCAGUGAUCACUGCUGCAAUUGUGUGUCCUUGCAUAAAUUACUUUAUUUAACCCAUCCUUCCUCUUCAUCUUCAUCUGGGCUGCAGAUAUCUACAACCUCAGCCAGGAAUAUCCCAUCAGGAUAGAGGGGAGGCGUCCGUCUCCACUGUAGGUCACACUCGUCUGAACAGACAGAAGACUGGUCUGGUUCUUUUUCUGCAGCGUCAAGGUCUUG
Messenger RNA from Mugil cephalus (flathead mullet), 3008 nucleotides. It is a transcript of the gene syt18b, whose product is annotated as synaptotagmin XVIIIb. Gene Ontology annotation, molecular function: phosphatidylserine binding; calcium-dependent phospholipid binding; clathrin binding. Gene Ontology annotation, cellular component: axon; synapse. The coding region runs from base 382 to 2010 and encodes 542 amino acids. NCBI's taxonomy places the organism in Eukaryota, Metazoa, Chordata, Actinopteri, Mugiliformes, Mugilidae. Gene Ontology annotation, biological process: regulation of dopamine secretion; regulation of calcium ion-dependent exocytosis; vesicle fusion. The transcript is spliced from 5 exons. The record is from RefSeq and is a predicted model, not a curated record.